Poecile atricapillus (Black-capped chickadee) is the source of this 1674-nucleotide messenger RNA. It is a transcript of the gene NOG, whose product is annotated as noggin. Bases 777 to 1448 code for a protein of 223 amino acids. Gene Ontology annotation, biological process: negative regulation of cell differentiation; dorsal/ventral pattern formation; osteoblast differentiation. The record is from RefSeq and is a predicted model, not a curated record. Lineage: Eukaryota; Metazoa; Chordata; Aves; Passeriformes; Paridae. The transcript has a single exon.
CGGAGCUGCCGGCGGCUGCCCCGGGCAGGGCAGCAUCUCCCGGGGCGCGGCGGCUCGCGUGAGCGGCGGCGUGCGGAGGGCGGGGGGAGGCGGCGGCUCCCGCCUCAGCCUUCCCCAGCAGAGGGUGCCUGCCGGUGGGAAGGGGGAAGCCGCGCUCUCCUGGACUUUUGUGGGAGUGGGGGUUGUGUUGUGUGUGUGGGUUUUUUUUAAGGGGGGUGGGGUGGGUUAGGAGAGAGUCUGUGGUUUCCAUGGAGAUGAAGCCGAAAGUGCAGGAAAUUUAAAGGCUUUGGGUCCUUGCAAAGCAGACAAACUGGUGCCAACGUGCGUGGCUGCUGUUGCUGCUGAGGAGGCUGCUUUGCAAACGGCGGAGAGGAGCGGGGAGGAAGAAUCGCAGCAACUUCUUCCACACGCACGGGCAGACAACGAGGAGCGGCAGCAGCAAGCAGGAUUCGCAACAAAAAGAGGCAUCUCCCGUUCCCGGGAAGGGCGAAAAGAAGCAGCAGGAGCAGGAGCAGAAUUUUGGAGCGGCUCCACCAGGAGAAAUUUUAUAGAGAAGCCUGCAAGAGAGCGUGUUUGCAGGGGGCUUGUUCUCCGGGCUUAUCAGGGGGCUGUCUUUGCUGGUGGUGCGGCGAGUGGAGGUGAUCCCCCUCAAAGACGAGCUAUUUUGGAUAUCCCCGUACAAGUUUUCUGAUGUAUUUGCUUGCACCUUCUUCCCUUGCUGCUCGGUGAAUCCAGCCCCCCUUUCCCCCCCCCCCCCCCCCACCGGUCUCCCAAGGAUGGAUCAUUCCCAGUGCCUUGUGACUAUAUACGCCUUGGUGGUUCUGCUGGGUCUCCGGCUAGAGCAGGGCGCCUGCCAGCACUAUCUGCACAUCCGACCGGCUCCCAGCGACAACUUGCCCUUGGUGGAUCUAAUCGAGCACCCGGACCCUAUCUUUGACCCCAAGGAGAAGGAUCUUAACGAGACCUUGCUAAGGAACCUCAUGGGCGGACACUUCGACCCCAACUUUAUGUCUGUUUCCUUGCCCGAGGACCGGCUCGGAGUGGACGAUCUAGCUGAGCUGGACUUGCUGCUCAGGCAGAGACCCUCGGGAGCGAUGCCCAGCGAAAUCAAAGGGCUGGAGUUCUACGACGGGCUGCAGCCGGGCAAGAAGCACAGGCUGAGCAAGAAGCUGCGCAGGAAGCUGCAGAUGUGGCUUUGGUCCCAGACCUUCUGCCCGGUCCUAUACACGUGGAACGAUCUCGGCAGCCGCUUUUGGCCCCGGUAUGUCAAAGUGGGCAGCUGCUACAGUAAAAGGUCUUGUUCAGUCCCCGAAGGCAUGGUUUGCAAACCUGCCAAAUCCGUGCAUUUAACGAUCCUGAGGUGGAGGUGCCAGCGCCGGGGCGGGCAGAGAUGCACAUGGAUACCCAUCCAGUACCCCAUCAUUUCGGAGUGUAAGUGCUCCUGCUAGGGCUGGCACUUUCCUUCGCGCCCCUUCUCCAGCGGACUCACGUGGACCUUUGCUGCAACAGAAAUAAAAGACAUUUGCUUUCUGGUUAACGUUGUAAUGCACUGUAACGUGUAGGAGAAUGUAUAUUGUGUGUGUAUAUUUGGCACCGGUUUAAUAUACUAUUAAGAGGUCAGUAUUAUACGUGAAAUAAUCAGCGUCUACUGUAUUUUCAAGACUAUUACCCUGA